GGUUUAAGGCUAACCGAUAACUGUAAAACUGUAACAACCUGGUCAGAAAUUAAAAAUGCAUGGGCAGGGUUUAUCAACCCUAGGAAUUAUUUUGCGUGUGUCUCCUCAGGACCUCCUGGUCCUCCAGGGACAGAUGGGCUGCCAGGACAUCCAGGUGCACCAGGAGAGAAAGGCCUCAAAGGGGACAGUGGUGUUGCUGGCCCUUUAGGACCAAAGGGUGAAAUGGGACUCAAAGGACAACCUGGAGAGCCAGGAGUUGCUGGUCAAAUGGGUCCCAGGGGUCCACCUGGGCUCCCAGGAGCCCCAGGGAAUCAAGGACCAGGAGCCAAGGGAGAGAAAGGAGAACCCGGGCCCCAAGGCCCUCAUGGAGACAGAGGUGACAUGGGGAACCCUGGCCGACAAGGAUCUCCUGGUAUUUCUGGGCUCAAAGGAGAAAAAGGAGACAUUGGACCUAAUGGUCCACCUGGACCUUCAGGUGCAAGAGGACCUACUGGUUUCAGUGGAACUCAAGGUAUUACUGGACCACCAGGUGCCAAAGGAGACAAGGGAGACCAAGGAAACCCACCAGAGAUGAAUGUGCGUCUUGUGCCGGGGAAAUCCCGAGGACGAGUGGAGGUGAAGUACAACGGGGUGUGGGGCACCUUGUGUGAUGACAGCUUUGACACUGUGGAUGGCAAGGUGAUCUGUAAGAUGCUGGGCUUCCAAUCCGCCAUUUCCACCUUCACUGCCACCCCGGGGUCUGGUAUGAUCUGGCUGGAUGAACUACGGUGCUUCGGAACAGAGUCUGAUAUCUUUAACUGCCCACACAGUGGAGUUGGUGUUAAUAACUGCCAACACAACGAGGACGCCGGAGUGCAGUGCAUCUAGACUGGCACCAUAUCGAAGACAAACAAGAAACAUGUUUUUUUUAUGCACACUUAGGUUUGAUUAACAUGCAGUAAUAAGUUGAGUGGCAGGCAUUGUGCAGACACACACAUACAUAAAGCAUAUAUACCCUAAAGAGAGAGAGAGAGAAAUUGAAUUUUCAAAAAAUCUGUUGUUAAAAUCUUAAAAAACAUACAACACUAUAAAAUCAAUUUGUCACCAUGUACAACAUUAUUUUGUAUAUAAAUAAAUAACACCAAUUUAAAAUGCUUUAGCACCAGGAUCAGUCUCCAAGAAGAGUGCAAACUGCAGUUUCUCAUCAGCAACCACACAGAACACACUAUUGUAACACCUUAUUUGCUCAAAAGUUUCAAGAUCUUUCAUUGCUUUAUAAUAAUGAAAAUCAAUUAACAAAUCGAGACCUCACAAGAAUUGAAAAAAACAUUGCACUGUCAUCACUAGACAAUUGCUCAAUUUUAUUCUUACAACUAGCAUAAAUUGCCAUUUUUUCUUGUCCAAGUCAAAAUAAAACAAAAAAGUGAUUGUAAAACAGCAUUGAACAAAGAAACAAAAACAUUAACUGCAAUUGCUCCAUGCAGAAUUCUCCAUUGUAAAUCAUCAGUUUUUUAGAGUAACGGUGACUUGUACCGUGCUCGCCACUGUGAUCUUACAAUUUCCCCCAUAUGUAAUCUACCCUCUUGUCCAGAGACCCUAAAACUGUCUCCCAACAGUUGCAAUUCUUCUUUUGUCAACAACCCCUUCAAACUUAUUUUGGAUGUAUGUUAUUCCCCCAAAAAUCUCCAAGAUAUUUAAAACCACUCCUGGUCCAAUUUAAGCCAAGUGGAAGAUUUGGCUCUUCACUUGACCAUUUCCCACCACCACUUUGACCAGUUUACUUUUGCAGAGGAAACCAUUUUAAAAUCAUCAAACAUUUUUAAGAUAAUAUUUAUAAUUAACCUUGCUUCAACAUUAAACCUCAAUGCCAUUUAACAAACCAUUGACUUGGUCAACAUUUUUUAAACCUCCUGAUCAGCAAAGAUCUUGUUUUCAUAAUUAACUGAUCCACAUCAGGGAAAUAAUCUUCAAUCUUCAAUGGACAUUUCUAGCAUGUUUUGUCUCUUUCAAAUACAAUUUUAUAUCACCCACACUCUAUUCACGCCUGACAAAUCCACUUAGCAGUAAGUUGCAGGUUACAGUACAGUGCCUAUUACCUUGUUUAAUUAAAUAAUCUUUGUUAAGUUAGUAGUUCUCGCCACUUCAAUUUGAGAAGUUCUAUUACCAUGUUCUUAAGACUGUGUUGAAGAGAAGAAUCUAUAAAGAAAGUUAAUUUGCAGUGUUCUAAUCUUCCUCAAUACUCACUGAUGUUCCUUUAAUUUAUGUUAUGCUAAUGCCAUGCUUCAACACCUUUUUAUAUAUUUUCUUGUUAAAGAACAUGUAACAGAAAUAUUAUCAUGUGUUAAAUAAUUAAUUUCCCCAGCUCCGGAGCAAAUCUCAGUCUCCUCUCAUGGGAGCAGAGAGGACAAAAGAAGUAUUACAUGUAAUGCACACUCUGUAUUUUAUUGUGUAUAAUCUGAUGCCAUGUUCGUUCAACUUGCUUAUAUAUUCUCUAAGUAAGAAUGGUUAACUGCCAAUAUUAUCCAGGAAAUGUAGUUAACUUCCUGCCAUCCUGAAAUCCUGAAAAUAUGGUAACAUUCCAAUCACUACAACGAUUAAGUAAUUGUUUAAUUUCCUUUUUAUAACUAAGAACGGUAUAACUGUUUGUGACAUUUAAGGUUUGAUUGUGGGAAGGUAUUUGAUUAAAAUACGCGCAAAUAAAUUUUAAAAUAGACAUUAUAGUUAAGGGACAGCCUCUCUCAGGAGACCGGAAAUAAACCCUCAGGGGAAACACAGCCCCCUCCUGGGACACGCCUUAGGAAACUGCUCGCUCGCUUGUUCUCUGGUCUCUUAACUUUUGCUCUUCGCUCUGCACGCUUACGGAGCGUGGCCCAUCUCCUAGCAACGCCCUAAGGAGUCUGGCCCGGAAGUUAUUAUCAUAACUUGCAUUCAUUCGUUCCCUUGUUCUCUUACUAAAAUCCUUUUCCAAAUAACUCAGACCAACUAAAUUCACAUUGAACUCCACUGCAUUCUCAUUAUGUGCAUCCUGUUUGUUUAGCCAUUGUUUAUUUCUUUGAUGUAUAUUUAACCGCAUUUAUAUUAAUCUUUAGUUAGUUAAUAAA
Molecule: messenger RNA, 3080 nt
Organism: Micropterus dolomieu (smallmouth bass)
Lineage: Eukaryota; Metazoa; Chordata; Actinopteri; Centrarchiformes; Centrarchidae
Product: macrophage receptor MARCO-like
Exons: 9
Cellular component (GO): membrane
Source: RefSeq, a predicted model, not a curated record